AGAGGUUUUGGUUUGCCACCCGCGCCCGGCGCCGCUGAUAGCCUGAUGGGCGGUGCUGGCGCUGGAUUGGGUGGAAGUGGUUUAGGCGGUGGCCUGGGUGCUAGUGGCCUGGGCAGCGGUGCACUUGGAGGCGCUAGUCUUGGUGGUGGCCUUGCAGGUGGUAGCUUUGGUAGUGGUGGUGGUGGGGCUGGUGACGGUACUGCUGGCGGCCUUGGCGGCAGUGGUUUUGGAGGCUUCGGCCUAGGUGGCGGUGGUCUUGGUGGUCUUGGUGGUGGAAGCGCGAGCGGCGGCAGCCUGAACAGCGGGCUGGGCACGGGCUUAGGUGGUGGGCUGCCUGGCAGUGGCUUAGGUGGCACUGGUUUGGGUGGAGGGCUGGGUGGCGGUGGCCUAAUUGGUGGUGGAUUAGAUGGUUGUGGCGGGGUCACUGGCGGCUUAUGUGCUGGUGCCAUAGCUGGUGGGGGCUUGGGCGGUGCUUUUGGCACAGGCGGAAGCCUGGUCGGUGGCUUGGGUGCCAGUCCUGGGUUAGUACCUGGAUUUGCUGGAUCUUCUGCACUUGGAGGUGGUGGAACUCCACUGGAUGCCGCUCCUGGCUUGGGCGCUGGCUCGCUUGGAGCCCCUGGAUUUGGUGGCGCGCAGCCGCCUGCACCAGCGUUCACAAAACUGAGCACUGAUCCGGAGACUUUGCACCAAGCUUUUCACUACACGGACAUUGCAGCUUUUCUACUGCAACCUCCCCAGCCUCACGCGGUUGAAGACUGUCGCGAACUUUGCCGGCGAAACGAAACCUGUGCAGCCUGGGAGGUGUGCGCGCCUUUGGGUGAUGGCUGCGAUGGCUGCUACUUGAUCUCCCGCGCACCCCGCCGCUGGGAUCAGCGGCAGGGCUGGCACGCAGAGAUCUUGCCAGGCAGGGAGGAGUUGGGCUGGAACGGCGGCGAGAAUGACGUCAGCUUGGCAAAUCUCACGAAGGAGGGUUGCAAAGAGUUCCUGCUGCAAGCGAACGGAGCGGAUCAGAGCGUGCCGUUCCACGAGCCGGCGAUCAUGCAGAAGUACGCCGCGUGCGGAUCCUUGGUUUGGGAUUCCGAUGGGCCCCGGGACUUGACCGUGGUUGGUCAUCACUGGCCGACAUUCUUGGUGACAAACUUCCGGGAGCCACCUAUUCUCCUACCCAAGGACGUGGAGACAGAGAUGCUGGCUUCCGCGCCUCGCGCACCUCGAAGCCCCUCGCCACUUGCCGCCGCGGCGCUGGCAGCCGCAGAGCGGCCAGGCGUCACAGCGCAGCUCCACGGCACUAUCGGGUCUCAGAACUGGGAGGACCGGAAGACCAAGGGUCAUGCUCCACAUGCGUUUCUCUUGCCCUUCUACGAUACCAACAUCGGACACUGGAUGAAGCAGCAUGGAUCGAUGAAUCCGCUACAGUCUUAUGAGAUGCAGUCCUUGCUUCAGGCAGGGGACACUGUAGUCGAUGUGGGUGCCAAUCUGGGUUGCUACACGGUCCCGUUUGCUGAGCGCGUCGGAGUGGCCGGCAAGGUCAUUUCCUUUGAGCCCUUUCGUUGGCUGCGCCAAGUUGUUGCGGCAAACGUGGCCAUCAACGGCCUCAGCAAUGUAUGGCUUCCACCAGUUGGGCUAAGCACAUCAAGGGCCAGCUUUGAGGCACGUCCGCCUCAGCUCAAGUUCUUCUCCUCCCCUGGCGGCAUGAAGCUCCAGCAGCAGCAGCAAGAUGCUAAGCCAGAAGAGGUCAUGCAGCUCUACGACUGGGAUGUUGCACCAGAGCGCAUUACUGUGUUAAGCCUCGAUGAAGCUCUGGGACUGGUGCCUUCUCCUGGUGUCGAGCUCCUGGGGCUUCCUCAAGUGGAUGACAUCAGGCUCAUCAAGAUUGAUGUGGAAGGGAUGGAGAAGGAAGUGCUUGCAGGGGCCAGGCGUGUUGUGCAGACCUUUAAGCCAAUUGUUUGGACCGAAAACGUCGCGUACUUCUCUUCAAACGGUCAGGACGUCUCUUUCCUGCAGAUAAUGGACGAGAUGGAGUAUGCGUGUGCUCAGGCACAGAACGCGCCAAAUGACAUUAUUUGUACCGACCGGCAGGGCCGGGGACAUCAAAUUCUUUAA
This is a messenger RNA of Symbiodinium pilosum, 2103 nucleotides long. NCBI's taxonomy places the organism in Eukaryota, Dinophyceae, Suessiales, Symbiodiniaceae. The record is from the annotation of a GenBank genome assembly.